AUGGCUCAUGGCAACCCUGUGCCAAAAUUCUACAAAUCAAUUAUUGAGGACGUGAUUGAAGGAGUCCGAGAUGUCUUUGCGGAAGAAGGCGUAGAUGAACAGGUCUUGAAGGAGCUGAAACGGCGCUGGGAAACCAAAGUGAUGCAGUCCAAAGCGACAGAAGGCUUCUUCAGACACAGCCACCUCUCACCCCAGUUCAUGUUGCAUCUGCCUCGUAAAUUCCCUCAAGGCCUACAAACGUCAUCAGGUAUGGCUGCUGGCAAAAGUAUUCGACAGUCUUCUGCGACGACCACAACAACCGAACUGGCCUCUUCCAGGGCUGGUGGUGCAAUCCUGACUCUUCCUUCAGGACUUGCUUAUCCUAUCCAAAUCCCUGCUGGGGUGACUCUGCAGACAGCAUCAGGGCAGUUGUAUAAAGUCAACAUGCCUGUGGUGGUCACCCAAGCCCCAGGAGGUGGGACCGUCCUCCAGAAUCCUGUUCAGCAAAUACUCCAGCAGCUUGGGCAGCAGCCCUCGCAACCUCCAACCACUGUUGCCAGUGCCACUCAGGUGAACACCUUUUCAGUUCAAGUAUCGGGGAAUGAAAGCCUGCAGGUUCAGAAGCCCAUUGCUCCCCAGCAAACAGGGCCAGAAGAGAAAACCUUGGUCAGCGCUGCUGCUUUGCAGGAUGCUGCUGGGCAUCGAGAGGAAGUUGUGGUGGGCAGCAGGACAAGCCAGCAGCCUUCUAGCUUGUUGGAGACUCCCCACAACGCUGAAGUCCAAGCAGCUGUCCCUGUUUCAAAGUCAUCGGGGGUUGACUCUGCCGGAGCGGCUGCAGAAAUGGCACCCAGAGGCUCUACCAAGGGGGGAGAAUUGCCUGCGAAUCUGGAACACACGCUGGAUGCCAAUGAUAUAAUCGAGCUUAUAUUUAUGGGCAAUGAAUUGGAUCACAGUCUCCUCCUGCGAGAUGGAGCCACUCUCUCUUUUGCUGAAGAGCUAGAUACCAGCAUGCAGUUGGAGUCCAGUCUGAGGACUCAAAAGGAUAUCAACAAUGACCUCGAGGAGAUAAUUCAGCUGGAUGGAACAAGUGAUGUUUCUCCCACAGCAGAAAUAGAGAGUUCCAGAGAUGGGGAGGAUGAGGAGAUCGUUGGCCUUGUUGAUGUGGAAGAGCCGAAAGUUCUGGAUGAGGAAGAGGAGGAAGAAGCUGAAAAUAGCACUUCAGACAAUCCAUCCAUUAGCAGCACUAGCGAUACUGAUGAACAGUCUGUUGACAUAACUGAAGAGGACCCUUUAAAUUCUGGAGAUGAUGUCAGUGAACAAGAGACGCCAGAUGUGUUUGAUACUGAUAAUACAGUUGUAUGCCAGUAUGACAAGGUUCAGCGCAGUAAGAACAGAUGGAAGUUCUACUUGAAAGCGGGAGUCAUGUGCUUUGGGGGAAAGGACUAUGUCUUCUCAAAAGCCAUCGGAGAUGCAGAAUGGUGAAACGGACAAAGUGCCAGCAGCGUCACUAUUUUUUAUUAUUUUUAAAGUACACUGUGUGU
Messenger RNA from Euleptes europaea (tarantolino), 1520 nucleotides. It is a transcript of the gene GTF2A1L, whose product is annotated as general transcription factor IIA subunit 1 like. Gene Ontology annotation, cellular component: transcription factor TFIIA complex. The coding region runs from base 1 to 1461 and encodes 486 amino acids. Gene Ontology annotation, biological process: transcription by RNA polymerase II; transcription initiation at RNA polymerase II promoter. The record is from RefSeq and is a predicted model, not a curated record. The transcript has 9 exons. Lineage: Eukaryota; Metazoa; Chordata; Lepidosauria; Squamata; Sphaerodactylidae.